AUGAGCGUCCCUCCUGAACGAUUUAUUCCAGGUGUCCAUACUGUUGAGGAAAUUGAGUCCCAUCUUGCGAAUCUUCGUGUAUCAAAAAAAACAUAUGCACCAAAACCAAAUUCUUCAUAUAAGGAAUUAACAAAGUUUUUUUGGGAAUUUUACCACGAGAUUAAGAUUACUGACGAGGAAAUUGCGCACAAGCGCGAAGCUAUGAGAGUACUAAGCGAAUAUUUACAUCGAAUAUGCACAGAUGCCGUAUUAGCGUCUUUCGGAAGCUUAGAAAGUGGAUUUGCGUUAAAGAAUUCAGAUAUGGACUUAUGCGUGCUUACAGAAUCUAUGGAAGCAAGUGAACCGCUUGCUCCUCUUUUUUAUGAGGAACUUGUAAAAGAAGGAUUUGAGGGAAAGUUUCUACAAAAAGCUAGAAUUCCCAUUAUAAAAUUGACUGGUGAUGAAAAGGAACGAUUUGGUUCGGGGUUUCAAUGCGAUAUAGGUUUCAAUAAUCGCUUGGCAAUUCACAAUACAAAACUUUUAUCUUCGUAUUCUCGGCUGGAUAGUAGAUUUCGUCCCUUAAUGCUAUUAGUGAAAUACUGGGCCAAACAAAAACGGAUCAACUCUCCUUAUUUUGGGACUCUUUCUAGUUACGGUUAUGCUUUGAUGCUACUUUACUAUUUACUUCACGUUGUUAAACCGCCGAUUUUUCCUAAUUUACAACAAGCACAUUUGAAACAGGAGAAAUUUGUGGAGGGCUUUAAUGUUGGGUUCGAUGAGGAUAUUGAGCGGUACCCUCCGUCAAAUAAUAUUAGCAGUUUAGGAAGCCUGUUGCAUGGUUUUUUUCGGUAUUAUGCUUACAAGUUUGAACCAAGGGAUCGCGUAAUUACGUUUAAUAGGCAAGACGGAGUUUUAACAAAACAAGAAAAGGGCUGGACAUCGGCGACUGAGCAUACCGGAUCAGCAGACCAAAUCAUCAAGGAUCGUUAUAUAUUAGCUAUUGAGGAUCCUUUUGAAACUACACAUAAUGUGGGAAGAACGGUCAGCAGUUCCGGAUUAUAUCGUAUACGAGGCGAGUUCAUGUCUGCUGCGCGGCUAAUGAAUUCGCGCAUCUCUGGCUCUUACAAAGAGUUGUUCGAGCAAGCACCUUUACCUCCGCGACGAUCAAAAAAGGUAGCUGACGAGACGGAAGUAUCUGGAAAAGAAGAUGAAAAUAAUGAGAAUCCAAAAGAAGCGGAACUUCCUCAAGCUUAA
Schizosaccharomyces osmophilus is the source of this 1233-nucleotide messenger RNA. It is a transcript of the gene cid1, whose product is annotated as terminal uridylyltransferase Cid1. Bases 1 to 1233 code for a protein of 410 amino acids. NCBI's taxonomy places the organism in Eukaryota, Fungi, Ascomycota, Schizosaccharomycetes, Schizosaccharomycetales, Schizosaccharomycetaceae. The record is from RefSeq and is a predicted model, not a curated record. Gene Ontology annotation, biological process: RNA 3'-end processing. Gene Ontology annotation, molecular function: RNA uridylyltransferase activity. The transcript is spliced from 7 exons.